CAAAAAUACAAUUAACGUUUUGUUUAAUUUAAUCGUUGUCUUAUUGUAGUACGUUCUUGUAGUAACGGUACGGUAUUAUCUCGUUAGCAUAUGCUAGCGUACAUUUGCUCCUUUUUCCCCACCCUCACUUGCUAACAAGUUUCCAAGGUUAGCUAGUUGUAUAUUUGGAUUAGUUUACCUCACUUGUAGGUCUGUCAGUAGUAAACUAGUAAACAUAGCUAGUUGGUUAGGUAGAUAGUGUGGGGAGAUGGACGGCCCUCUUGUUGCCACGCAACUGCUGUCUCUUACCUAACAGUAACACCUGUGAAAAGGUGAUCUCUGUAACCUCAUCAGAGGUUAAGAACGGGUUGGCAGAUCCUGGGUCACAGUGAUGUCACCUCUCACCCUCCUGACUCAUUCAGCCUCCUGCCUUGGCAUUUAGAAAUCUCUCAAGAGACACAGAGAGAGAGAGAGAGAGCGCGAGAGAGAGAGGGUUAAAUUUAAAACCGUUCCCCUCCAAAAAGGGUGUUUGUCAUGCUCAUUCAUUUCAUGAAGUUGACUGACAACAGACAAUAAGCACCUUUAACAGGAGACUGUGCCCACUGAUCUCUCCCACACGGUUCACUGAUACACAGGACGUCUCAACCCGUCAGUCUCCCACAGGUCUAACUAUGGACACCCUUAAAACCAACUUACCAUCCCAGUUAAGCCCCUGGAAUUGACCUGGCACUACCGAAACAGAGUCCGCGCUAGACAACAAACAGGGACGAUGUUCAGACAGUCCGAUGCCUCGUCCAAGAGACGUCACGGAGGACACGCUGGAGGCGGCAGCCUCUCCGCCUUACCCUCUGCUCCCCCUCCUCACCCUCACCAGGGUGGGCGUCUCCGAGGGGUGGAGGUGGCCCGGGGUCGGGCGGGUUAUGGCUUCACCCUCUCCGGCCAGGGCCCCUGCGUCCUCAGCUGCGUUCUGAAAGGAAGUCCGGCGGACUACGUCGGCCUGCGCCCUGGUGACCACAUCCUGUCCGUCAAUGACAUCAGCGUCGCCAAGGCGUCGCACGAGGACGUGGUGAAGCUCAUCGGCCGAUGCACCGGGGUCCUGCACCUGGUCGUCGCCGAGGGGGACCGGGGAGGCCGUCGUCACGGACACGGCGGGCGCAGCGGCAACCGCCGCGGAGGCAACAGCUCCGGGAGUCCCGCCGGGGCAAACGCGCGGCCCGCUGAGUCGUGCUCCAGUGACGAGGAGCUGGGCGGUUUCCACGGCGCCGGCGGGAACAACAACAACAACGUGAGGUCCGGUUCCCGUGGGGUCGGAGCAGGAGGCGGAGCAGGGGGUGGUUGGUUCAAACCCAAGCUGGACUCUAAGACGCUGGGCAUCAACCGGGCGGAGAGGGUGGUCGCUGAGAUGCAGUCGGGGGGAAUAUUCAACAUGAUCUUUGAUAACUCCUCCCAUUCCUCCAGCAGCUCGGAGAAAGACAGGGUUAUCGCUCCACCUCCCCGAGCCUCCUCUUCCUCCUCGUCUGCGUCAGCCAGGCCAGCAAGGCCCCUGUCGGAGCCAGAGUUUCUGCCAUACCGGCCGAGCCGGUGCCAGUCCCGUAGUAACCCCAACCUGCUGUCUGAAGAGGAGAUGGACCGGGUCCUGAUGAAUGACGACUCCGUCUUCCUGGACACCUUUCACCUACAGGAGACUGAGGGCCAGGUGGAGGGGGAGGACUUCGGCCCGGAGCCCAGUGAAGGCAUCCUGAACGUGGGUAUGAUGGUGGGUUAUCUGGGCUCCAUAGAGCUGGCCUCCACUGGCGCUAGUCUGGAGAGUGACAGUCUGCAGGCUAUCAGAGGCAGCAUGAGGCGACUACGGGCCGAACAGAAAAUACACUCUCUGGUGCUCAUGAAGGUAAUGCAUGACUGCGUGCGUUUGUGUAGCGACAGGGGACAAGUCCUGGCCACUUACCCUGCUGAGAAGCUAGCUUUCAGUGCCUGUUGCCCCGACGACAGACGCUUCUUUGGACUGGUUACCAUGCAGGCCACCUACGACGACGACGGUCGCUAUGGCAACAUUAACAGGGAGGAAGAGGGCGGGCUGAGGACUUCCUGUCAUGUGUUCAUAGUUGACCCUGAACUUUGUCAUCACCAGGUACAUUUGGGCGUGGCCAGGAGGUUUGGGUUUGAGUGCACCCCUGAUCCCGAGACAGGUGGCUGCCUAGAGUUCCCUCCGACCUCCCAGCCUCUGCUCCAGUUUGUGUCGGUGCUGUACCGGGACAUGGGGGAGAACAUUGAAGGGGUCCGGGCGCGGGCCUUCAUAGACCCAGACAAUGACCCCCAACAGAACCACAGCACCAGCAGUAACAGUGACAGUGGCAUCGGUAACUUCCUGCCAGAGGAGAAGAAUAAUAGAGUGUUAUUGGUCGACCUGGGAAGCCACACCCACAACCCAGGACCACGUCACUGGGACAGCCCGCCUCCUCCGCCCCCCAUGGCCAUCGCUGGCCCCGCCCUCCCGCCUCCACCUCCCCCGCACCGCAACGGCUAUCGCCUCGACCCCCACCUCGCCGAUCUCCCUCACCCGCUCCCCCCCGCCGUCCCUCCCCGUGGGGCCCACCCUUCCCAACCCCCCCACCAUCACUACCCUCCGGGCAAGGGGGAGCGCAGCCUGGCCCAGCCCCAGCACCACCAGUCCCAGCGCUGGCUGCCGGUGCACGUCCUGAGAGACUGGAGGCAGCAGGAGCAGGGCCGAGGAGGCGACGCCCAGGGGCAGGCUCACGGACCCGGGCUGUGGAGUGACCAGGAGUCCUACGCAGAGUCCACGGACGGCUGGUCUUCCGCCAACUGCAGCACCCUCCCGCCGCCCAUGAGCAAGAUACCGGCUGACCGCUACCGAGCCCCGAUGCCCGCCGGGGAGCUGCCCCUGCCUCCCCCGGCCGCCCGGCUGACCACGCAGGGGGACGAGUGGGCCAAGAAGCUGUUUUGUGCCGCCGGCGGGGGGAGGCCCGGGGACGGCGAGAAGGGAGCGCAGGAGGGGAAGAGACGCGGCAACAGGAAGGACGGGGAGAAAAAGGCUGGUCGGUUUCGCGGCCUGACUAUGGGUUUUCCUCCCCUACCUCAGCGCUCCUCUGGAAGAAGAUCCUUCGGCCGUUCCAAGCGCAUCAGCCUGGCGCGCUCAUUGGACGAUCUGGAGACAGCUGCAGUCUCUGAUGGAGAGCUGAACAGUGUGGACCUGCAGGGUUGUGGCAGUGACAACAGCCUGAACAGCAAUGCCAGUCUACCCAGCGUCCAGUGUCACCGACGCCACCCUGAGAGGCGUGUGGCCAGCUGGGCCGUUUGCUUUGAGAGGCUGCUGCAGGACCCAAUCGGAGUCAGAUACUUCUCCGAGUUUCUGAAGAAGGAGUUCAGUGAAGAGAAUAUUCUGUUUUGGCAGGCCUGUGAGUUCUUCAGUCAUGUCCCUGACAAUGAUAAGAAACAGUUGACCCAGAGGGCCAGGGAGAUCUACAGCAGCUACCUGUCCGCCAAGGCCACCACGCCGGUGAACAUCGACAGCCAGGCCCAGCUGGCCGAUGACAUCCUCAACGCGCCGCGUCCCGACAUGUUCAAGGAGCAGCAGCUACAGAUCUUUAACCUGAUGAAGUUUGACAGCUACACCCGCUUCCUGAAGUCCCUGUUGUACCAGGAAUGUAUGUUGGCAGAGGUGGAGGGCCGGCCCCUCCCUGACCCCCACCACGUCCCCAGCUCCCCGACGUCCAAGCACAGCACCAGCUCAGACCGCUCGAACCUCUCCACGCCCAAAAAGGAUGAUAAGAAAACUAAGUCGGGCCGUUCUCUAAAUGAGGAAAAAGAGAAGGACGAUGGCGGAGGAGAUAAGAAAAAGAGUACGUUCUUUUCCUGGUCGCGGAACCGGAGCUUCGGCAAAGGCCCUAAGAAACGGGAUCUGGCCGACAUUAACUACAACUUCUCGGGCAGUAACGGUCGUCGGGAAUCACAGGGCUCCAUGUCUUCUGGAGCCAGUGUUGAACUGGGAACGCCUGGAUCAGGAAAGAACGAGUGUGGCUCUGUGGACAGAGAGAGAGACCGGGAGAGAGACCGGGAGAGAGACCGGGAGAGGGGUGGUGAAGGCACCUCUCUGCGUCAGUGUAAUAUCAACCUGCCGGACGGGACAUGUUGCACGGUUCCGGUCCGGUCUGGGGCCUCCAUCAGGGAGGUGCUCCUGGGCCUCUGUGAGACGCUCUGCAUCAACCUGGCUGCUGUGGAUCUCUUCCUGGUGGGGGGAGAGAAGCCCUUGGUUCUAGAUCAGGAUUGUAUGACUCUGUGUUCUCGGGACCUCCGCCUUGAGAAACGCACUCUGUUCAGACUGGACCUGGUUCCCAUUAACCGCUCAGUGGGUCUGAAGGCCAAACCCACCAAGCCCGUCACCGAGGUCCUCCGUCCUGUUGUGGCUAAAUAUGGCCUCCACCUCAGUGACCUGGUCGCACGCAUCAGUGGGGAGAAGGAGCCCUUAGAUCUGGGUCUGCCGAUCUCUAACCUGGAUGGGCUGAGAGUGGUGCUGGACGUAGCUGAUAACACACCUGGAAAAGACAAACAGAAAGGGCCUGUGUCUAAACCCAAUGCCCCGCCCACCACUGCUAGGAACCUGCCAGCUACGGGGGAUGAGAGGGCAUUGGGGAAACCCCUCGUCAACGGGAGCAAGCCCUCCUCCUCCUCCUCCGCCGCCCGCGACGACCGCAUCUUACCCAGCAGCCAUCAUGACGCCGUGGCGCCUGACAGGGCCCCGCCCCCUGAAAAGAGAAAGCAGAAAAAGAUUAAUGUAGACGAAGCUGAAGAGUUCUUCGAGCUCAUAUCCAAAGCUCAGAGCAAGCGAGCAGACGACCAGAGAGGUCUGCUAGACAAGAGUGACUUGGUGCUCCCCGACUUCCUCCGAGUCCACCACACAUCUUCAUCGCCUUCAGCCCUCCCUCCCGCCUGCUCCACCCCGCACCGCCGCGACGGCCAUACCUACGACAGUGGAAACGACUGCGCCCACGAGGACGACGCCGGCGGUGGUCGCCGUGGCAACAAAGAGAAUGGUGUCAAAGGUGGCUCCAUGUCUGUGAAGACCACCUGCCAGCUGCAGAACUCAGACUCCGGAACGGGUGGAGGAGGACAGAGAGCAGGAGGGGGAAGACGAGCACUCCUGCCCCCCUCCCACCAUAAAAGACCUCCUCCCCCCUUCCCCAACAGCUUGUCCCCGAUCCCGCCCCCCUCCCAGGGCCAGCAGCACCUACAGGUUCAACUUAUCCCAGAAUGCAGGGGCAGGAACUCUGUGGAGAUGUUGGAGGAGGAGCCUCUGUCUGAUCUGACCCUGGUGGGUGAAGGGGACAUCAACAUCCCCAGCUCCACCCUCCUGCCCCGCUCGCCCCGCCCCCUCUCCUCCAGCCACGCCCCAACACAGAACCCCCCACGCUGUGGCUGGCCCAGCUCAGAUGAAGACAGAAUUGGAAACAGAAACAGGAGGACAGAGGGGGACAGAGGAGCCAGGAGAGGAUCGCCACCAGUCUCCAACCCACCUCCUCCUGCUCCUCGCUCUCGUAAAUCCAAAUCUCCCUCACGCCCCAACCGAGCCCGGCUAGAUGUGGACCGAGUCCGAACACGCUGCCCUGAGACGGAUGAUUCCAGAAGGUUCCGGGAUGUCAGAGAUUCCGAGCUGGGCCGGAACUGGGAGGGUGUGGCUUCGGAACUCCAUCGUCGUGGUAGCAGGAUGAGGACGGGCGUGUGCCAGGCGACGGAGCUGGUCGACACCAAGGGCCAAUCGGAGCAGAGGCAGAUUGGCAAGAGUCAAUCCGGGGGGAAACGUAUAGGCAGGAGCCAGUCAAUGGAGAGACGGGUCGGCAGGAACCAAACGGGGGAGCGACGGAUUGGCGGCAGCCAAUCAAGAGAGAGACAAAGUGUGGCCAAUGGGAGCAAGUUUCAAGCCACCUUUGUCUGAACGUAUUCUUAAAUUUACUCUGGGU
Molecule: messenger RNA, 5951 nt
Organism: Esox lucius (northern pike)
Lineage: Eukaryota; Metazoa; Chordata; Actinopteri; Esociformes; Esocidae
Gene: rgs12b
Product: regulator of G protein signaling 12b
Exons: 23
Coding region: 749-5926 (1725 amino acids)
Biological process (GO): signal transduction
Molecular function (GO): protein binding; GTPase activator activity
Source: RefSeq, a predicted model, not a curated record